Exaiptasia diaphana is the source of this 2949-nucleotide messenger RNA. RefSeq names its product peroxisome proliferator-activated receptor gamma coactivator-related protein 1. NCBI's taxonomy places the organism in Eukaryota, Metazoa, Cnidaria, Anthozoa, Actiniaria, Aiptasiidae. Gene Ontology annotation, molecular function: transcription factor binding; RNA binding. The record is from RefSeq and is a predicted model, not a curated record. Gene Ontology annotation, cellular component: nucleus. The transcript has 9 exons. Gene Ontology annotation, biological process: positive regulation of transcription by RNA polymerase II. Bases 123 to 2213 code for a protein of 696 amino acids.
GCUUCUURUUCUUGUGUAGUAGCGUUGAGAAAGAAGUAAAAUGUGAGAAUAUUCUGCUUAAAUUUGRUAGAAUAUAGGACUUUGAAAGACAUUUAUAGAAGAUCGUUACCUUAGGAAUAACUAUGCAGAAUAUUAAACCAAAUACAACAUCACAAAGUGCAAAUGUAGACGAAAAAUCGAAAGGUUUUUCGUGCCACCCAUCAUCAYCACYRGCCAAGACGAAGCACGUUGAAACCUCACAUGGCUCUACUGGAACGCAGAAACCCACAUUUAUUCUGGUCCAAGAGAAUGGAGUUGUGAAGGCAAAGAAAGUGUUGCAGGUUGUAAAGGUUGUGAAACCCCAAAUUCCAGCUUGCAUUAAAGCUGGUGAUGUCAGCAGUUUACUGGAUCAAUUUUUGGAAUAUGAACAGAAUCAAAGUUCUAGUGUUAUGAUAGUGAAAGGAUCAUCAGUCACGCUGACUCCAGUUUCUUCACCAAAUCAUCACAGCAAGUCUAAAUUCAUUGGGCAUGACACUGGAAGCAGCCAACCUACCACCUCACCAAAGGGGCUGUCACCUCCAGUAAGUCCGCCAUCAGAAAGUGCAUCAGCUCUACAAAAAGUGACAACAACCCCCUCACCCUUAAAGAAUGUUACACCAACCAAGAUACAAACAGUGACCACAACCCCCUCACCUUUAAAGAAUGUAACUCCAACCAAGAUACUAACAGUGACGACAACCCCCUCAUCCUUAAAGAAUGCUACACCAACCAAGAUACAAACAGUGACGACAACUCCAUCACCCUUAAAGAAUGUUACACCAACCAAGAAUGCUUGGUCACAUGUACCUUCUAAACCUUCAAAGGCUUCUAAUAGUGUAGCACAAAAUAGCCUUUCUGUGGUAUCUCCUGGUAAAAAGACAGCUACCCAGCCUACCACACCAUCCAAGAACACUACAGAAAAAMUCUGUACAGUAUCUGUUUCRAAGGACAAUAUGGGUACCAUGCCCUAUAAGACACCAUCAAAGAAUACAGUGAAAAGGGAACUUGUAAAUUGUAUGGAAAUUGAUGAGAACACUACAGGACAACCCUUGAAAGCAUCCAAUUCAAAUGACAAGAUUGCUACAAUGCCCAAGGAAUCAUCUAAGGAUAAUACAGUAAAAGUUGAAAGGGAAAAUGCUAUGGAAAUUGAUGAGAACCCUGGCAGAAGUAAAUUCAAUAAUUCAAAUAAUAAUACAGUCCAAACAAAGGACAGAAUAGAAAACAAAAUAGAUUUAUCWGAAAAUAAAAAGCUGUCUCAAAAUGUUUGCAAUGGAAACAGUCCUAUGAAGUUCCAACCAUCCGCACUAGUSAAAUCACCAGAKUCAAACUUCAAAAUUCCCAAAAGAAUGCCUGCUGAGGUUGACAGGAAAAGACGCRUCAGCACUGAGGAUGAGGAAGAUGAGGAAAACAAGAAUGAUUAUAAUGACUUCAAGAGAAAGAAAUACAAGAGAGAUGAAUGUUAUUGGAGUUCCUCUGAAGAAGAGAGUGAUGAUGAAAGAACAGCGYAUCACAAAAGCAAGAAAACAAGUGAAUCGUCAACGAGAACGCACCCAAGGACUUCRAGAGAUGACUUAAAACACAAACGCAGUUAUAAUCAUAGAAAAUAUGAAAGGCGAAAUGAAAGAAGCMAGYCACCAACGCAUGAUUCAGAUGAAGAAAGACGUGUUAAGCGCCAAAGAAGACCAGAUAAAAAGUCUCCAUUGAAAGAAGAUAGUGAAGAAAGCAAUGUUCAUCUCUUUGACAUUGAAAAUGAGCGCAAGAAGAAUUUUAAGCUUGAUAGAGCCAUCAAGGAAACUUCAGCUGAAAAGAGAAAAAUAGUCUACAUUGGUAACAUUGAUGAUAAAAUGUCAAAGUCAGACAUCUGGUCUCUGUUUAGAAAAUAUGGUCCUAUUGAGAAAACCACAGUUCACUAUCGUAAAGAUGGAGACAACUAUUCCUUUGUAACUUUUGUUGAGCCAUCGUCUGCACUGGAAGCAAUUGAAGAAGGUAAAACUGAUCCUGACUUAAAGCACUUGGACAUAUGCUUUGGGGGGAGAAGAAAGUUUUGUGGUGGCAGUUAUGUUGACUUUGACUCAACUACAAGUAGCCUUGAAGAACAGCAGGAGAGAGAAGGCAGCAGGAAAACGUCUCAUUCUAAUGAAGAAAUGGAYUUUGAUAUGUUGCUGCAAAUGGCUCUCAAAAACAAAAAGAGAUGACAUGGUCUUUACAUUAAUCAGUAAUCGUUAAUAAUAAUUGAUAAUAUCUGGUUUUUAUACCAGAGGAUUAGUAAUGUUGGAAUGUUGUUGCACAUCAAAAGAAAAUUCCUUCUCAGCCUGUUUUAGGAGCUGUGAAGGAGACUUUUCCAAAUUAAAAUCUUAUAUGAAAAAMUGUUAUUGUACAGGAGCUGGUUGUACGAAGGUUGAAGAUAAAAUCAAAGCAAAAUUUAUGCAAUAGAUUUAUCCACCAUUUGUACAACAGCCCCACAGAUACAAAUURAAUUUUGAAUACUUUAUAUAUAUUCUCUCAAUGAGUUUAUAGUAAUUUCAAAUCACAAUAAAUGUGAGGAUUCUURAAUUGACAAGUACAAUAUUAUUGAAUUGACAAAUUUGUUCAGUCUAAAGAUUGUAAUAAAUGAUUUGACUCGAUAAAGUGAAAACAAUUUCCUUUUUUUUAUUUCACGUUAUAAUCAUUAUAAAAAUAUAUUUAUAUUUAAAGAGUGGUUUCCGUUAUUUUUUCUGUUAUUUUUUCUGUUUGUUUGUUUUUAUCAACUUCAAAAGUUGAUCGAAAAACCACUCUAUGCUCUGAUAAAAGAGAACUGAAUUUUCAUCGGRAACAGUUUAUGCUGCUGGUCAUAAUGUUAUAUAUUUUCUAGAAUAAUCAAAAUGAGGAAUCUCUUCCAUAUACUACAAUGAAUUUAUAUUGAAUGACUUCAAUAAAGAAUUUCUGAAUACU